Molecule: messenger RNA, 5412 nt
Organism: Leptosia nina
Lineage: Eukaryota; Metazoa; Arthropoda; Insecta; Lepidoptera; Pieridae
Source: the annotation of a GenBank genome assembly
AUGACCACGGUCCUCGAAGUGAGUGAGGCAGACAGCGUCACGGGACAUUCCUAUAGCUUGGCGAUAACUGCUCCAGAUCGUGUGACUUUUGUGAAGGGAACCUGCAGAGAAGAGGCUAGGUGGUGGGCUGAUGUUCUAAGCGUGUAUCCCCGGAGUAAGGGUCGUCACAAACGCAACGCGACAUUCCCCGGGGGUCAAACAGCAAGUUUACUACAAUCUACUACGACGAGAACUCCUGUCAUUGCAGAGUAUUCAGCAGAUGCGUCAACACUUCGCGAUGCUGCAGACUGCACCAGGCCCCGAUACAAUUGUGGUGGUACCACCACCUGGCCUGGGCCGAGGGUGCAACCGCCGCAACCGGAAAUCCCGAGCCUUACUCCCACCAAUAUUGACACCAAAGUGUAUACGGACCAGCCAGUAUCAUCAGCUUCUCCACCAACAAGGGACAAGAUUAACGGUGAAGAAAAAGCGCGUUCACGACGUAGAGACACUUGGCCUGAACCAGUCUCUGCAGCUUCCAACGACGAUGCCAAUGUGGUGCGGUCGCCUCUCCUGCAACAGCAACACCAGCAAUACGACGAGCAGCUGCGAGACAUAGCUGCUUCAUUGACGAGGCCCAGAUCCCGUCGUGCUUUGCCCCCAACUCUUGAAAGACCCACUCGCUUACCAGCGCCUGAUAGACUACCGGCCCGAGGAUCACCUGAUGGCGGAGUACCAGCGGAAGAAAAUUUAACCAGCUCGGCAAGCGAAGGCAGCGAGCCUACCGAUGCAGCAGAGGCCGCUGAGAGCGCUGAAGGGGUGCGCGUUGAACUACCGGCAGAACGACUCUUACAUGCAAGAGCUGGUUGGUUGCAGCGCCGUGGCCCAUCUGGCUGGUCUCGACACUGGUUCGUGUUACGAGGAGCAGCACUGCUCUACUUCAGAGAUCCUCACGCAGAACAUCGAGGCCUAAUGGACGGUGUCAUUGACCUGAGUGGAGUGGCGCGUGUUGUCGAACUACCCACCUCAGCAUCCACCAAUGGCUAUGCUUUUGAGACAGAGACGUGGGACGGUAAACACAUAGUGCUCUCGGCCGUAACAGCAGGGAUCAGGUCGAACUGGGUCUCGGCGAUAAGGAGAACAGCUGGUCUACCAGACUCUGGCCCUCUCUCGCUCAUUCUGCGGGAGGAUUCUGUGGAUCAAACAUCAGAGGCUUCUACUUCCCCCGUCACACCCGUUACACCAAAUACCAUGAAAUCAGCACCAUUCUCCUCAGAUGAAGAAUAUAGAACCGCGUCUGAGGGUGGGCGCAGAGACAGUGCAGACUGGGGAGAUGUAGCACCGCCAGCGUCUCAACCACCUACUUCGCCUGUUCCCAACCGAACGCCGAUAUCUAAAGUAAAAGAUAAGGUUCGCGCAAGAGGCUGUCAUCCUGCUUCAGUUAAAGUUGAUAUUAAAUGCGAUAGGGAUGAAAUCGACGCAUCAAAAGAAAAUGAACGCCCGACAGACAACAUCAUCGAAGAAAACGAAAAACCAAAUGAACCCAGGAAACGUAGCUACAUUUCGACAAUCGAUAAGCAAUCUAUCGAGAUUGAAGAUUUACGGAAACAGCUAAAAUUAGCGCUCAAUAAUGUCAACACAGCAGAAUCUGAGUUAGCGCGUCUUAGGAAGCUAAAAUCUGAGUCUGCGUUAAGAGAGAAGAAGAUGGAAGAGUUAGUUAUAGCGUUACAAAAGAAAGAGGAAGAAUUAUCUCUUAGAACAAAAGAGGCCGAAAAUUUAGACGCCAUAAAACAACUUUACAGUCAGGAUAAAAAUAUGUGGGAAACAAAGUUGACGGAAACUCAAAACGUCUUGAAAGAGUCGACUGAACAUUGCGAACUAUUAACCAAACAACUAAGCGCCGCUCAAGACACCGUGAAACAGCUCCAGAAGGAGUUGAGCGAGCUUAAUGAUAAAUUGCUAAGAAGCGUAAAAGAAAACGACCGCUUAUACGCCAGAAUCAGAGAAUUAGAAAAUAAAGUCAUCGCCGAAUCACCGACUAAGGAAAAGAGGAAAAGUGUCGGUUCUCUUCACGAAUUGAGCAACAUCGACGAAAAUUUAAAUCUCGAGUCUUUAGAGAAGAAUAGACUGAUCGAAGAAUAUGUAGAGUUAAGGGGUAGGUUCUUAAGGGCCAUACAAGAAAUAAAAAGUAUGAAGAGGGAGCUUCGAGAGUCACACAACAUGUACGAUGAACUAGAGAUAACGAAUAUGAAAUUAAUAAACGAAAUGAAACUUAGAGAACAAUGCAGUAAAUCAGAAAUUGAUCUGAUGGCAGCGCGCAUUCUGGAUUUAACGCAGAAAUUGACCGCGUCCGAUAAACAAGUUCGUACGCUGAAACAUAAAAUUCAGAAGACAGAAUCGAGGGAGAAACGACGAAGCUUGUCUCUUAAGGGUCGUGAAUCUUUCACUCUGGGCAAGGAAGUCGAAGAGAAAUUAACAGAACUCGAGAAUAAAAUUACUCUUCUAGAAACUGGAGAACCAGUUCCUACGAUAAAUUCGCCUUCGAAGAGCGGUUCGCCAGUUAAAGAGAAGGUCCCAAAAUCUGACGGAGUAACAGAUGAAAAGAGAAUGAAAAGGUUAGCAGCGCGCCUUCGACGAAAAUCUCUGGAUAGUGCGACGAGCUCUGAGCCCAUGAAAAUGUUGGUCAGAUUGAGUUCAUUAGAAACAAAGGUCGCGUCUGUGCUUGAAAAUCGUCGAGACUUGGCAAACUCCUGUGAAUCUCUAAGUCAAGCGGAGAGAUCCAUCUUGAGUGAAAGCCAAGAGAACUCUAUGGGCACUCAAUCCCAGAGGCAUCUAUUAGACAGGCUUCAAACCCUCGAAAGCGCUGUGAUACACUCUAGAAAUAAGGUGAACGACUGUCUGUGCCAAAUGAGUGCGAUGCGAGCCGCUAAGUCGAGAAGAUCUCCUUCGCCCAGCUUAGAAAAGAAGUACAGUCUUAAAUCGAUGGAAAAAUGUCUAUCUGACGUCAGUAAGAGGCUACAAGAGUGUUUUGAUAAAUGCGUGAUCGACUCCGGCGAGGAACAUCAGACCGAAGAGGUACACGAUAGCAUCGCGCAAGUGGUCAUUCAGCUAGAAGAACAGCUCAGAAUGAAAUUAUUAGACAUCUCGAAACGAAAAGCGGCACUCUACGAGGCUGGCGAAUUAUCGCAAAGGAAGAGCUUAGAGCUUCUAGCUGAAAAGCUCGCGUACGAAGCGGUGCUCGUUGGUAGAAUUCAAGAAGCCCUAGAGUCCUCAAACGGCAGCAGAUUCUUCGCGAGGUUGAUCAAGUCUGAAAUAACUGAAACUAGUCAAUUAAUCGACAACCUUAAGUGUAAGCUGAACGGUAAGAGCGGCAAGAAUUUCGACAUGACUAAGAGUUCCCUGGACUAUCUCGCGAAGAUUCUUUCGCGGAAAAUUGACGUCAUGAACGGAACCGUAGAGGACGACACGAGACGCUCUAAGCUCAUAGUUCACGGCGCUGAUUUGGAAGCGUUGAAGGCAUCACAGCGAGAGGUGGCCGAGGCCGUAGAGCAAUAUAAAACUGAUAAGUUGAUUGAACUGUGCUCGGCGCUUGCGGGUGAAACGUUGUCUUUUACCUCUCCUAACGAUAGCGACUUUGAGCAACACCGUGCUAACACAGAGGCCGCACGGGUACGAGAAGCGUGGGCCUCCGCGCGCGACACGCUCGGCGCCGAACUAGUCCAAGCCGAGGUGGCGCGGGCCCUCGCCAGGGCUGCGCAGCAGUGCGAGCGCCGCCUGGACGAUUCCCGAUCCUUGCGACUCACGCUGACCGCGCAGGACCGAGCCGACCUAGAGCUGUGGUGGCAGGCGGCGCACGACCACCUGCGCUGUGAAAUGGACGCCGCCGUGCGCGACAUCGCAGCCCGCUACCGAGAAUGCCUCACCGCCGACCGUAAAGAAGGGUCUCCGGGACUCGACAGCCGCGCGCUCCUGCAGCAGCUGGCCGACGUCCUCGCCCAGAAGGCGCUGGUGGACGCUCGCGUCGCCGUCGUCGAGGGAACGUAUCGCGCCUCGGAGCCGAGAGACGCGUCCCCGCGCCCCGACGACGCCGUGUCCUCGUUGGAGACGGACCCGACCGCCGAAGCCGAGUUCGUCUACCUGUUCCAGCGCUUCUCGAACGAGUGCCGUGCGCUCUUCUCCAGUGACUGUUCAGGCAACAGUGAAGACUCGAUGAAGAUCUGCGAGAGCCUCGAACGAGUGGAAACGGCGGUCGCGGAGGUGCAACGGCGACUGGGGAGUGACGACCCCUCGCAACCGGAGAGCCAGGCUUUGGCGCCGUGUCAGCAUUGCAAGAGACUGCAGGAGGCACUUGAGCGUCUCGGGGCAGAAAGGGCGCGCGGCGAGUGUGCGCUAGCGCAGCAGGCAGGUGCAUUAGCGGCCGCGAGACGUGCCCGUGCUCAACUACAAACGCAGCACGAGCGCGAGCGGGCCACAUUGCGCGAACGUGCACGAACGUUGCAGAGGCGUCUCGCCGCCUUAGACUCUGAAUACUCAGCGCAGCUUGAGAGUCUACGUGCCGCUUAUCAGAGUGCAGUAUCAGCGGACACCCACGGCGACGGACUUCGGGCGCGUUAUCAGCAGGAAAUCGAACAACUGCGUGCGCUCUGCGAGAAGGGUCUGAUGGCAAUGGAGAGCUCUCAUCGGCGAAUUGUGCGCGAAAUGGAGGACAAGCAUCGCGCAGAGAGGGAACAACUAAGGUUGGAGAAAGAACAAGCGCUAGCAGAAGAGACUCGGGCCACACUAGCGGCGUUAGACGCGAUGCGAAAGGCGCACGAGAGCGAGGUACGACGCGAGGUCGACAAAUUCAAGCAGGAAUUCCUCGCGAGAGGUUCCACGGACCUGUCACAGAUCAGCACCAGGCACCAACAAGAAAUGGAGGAGAUAAAACGCGAGAUUCUCUCGCUCUCCGAAAAGUAUUCGGUGAAAUGCGUCGAAAGUGCUGCGCUCGAGGAGAGGCUCGCCACCGCCACAGCCCAACUUGCGCACGCGCACAACCAUAUAAUGCAGCUCGAUGCCAGGAACAAGCAACUGCGCGCUCACCUCAUAUCGGAAGCAAAUGAUUUAAAAGCUGCAGAAGCGUCCACGCUGUCUCAACUCAUCGAGGACACUGCGCCGCAUGAGCGGGAGGCACCGCUGUGGGACCACUUGCGCCAUCUCGCGGCGGUCUGGCAGAACAACGCGACAGACGAGAUCGACCCGAUCAAGCCCGCUCUUGGAGGCGGCUCGGCCGAACCGUCCCGCCAAGAUACAGUUCGCCAAGACAGAGAACACCAGAAAUCUACAGCUGUCCCCUGUUCAGAAUUGAAAUCGAAGCAGCGAAGUCAAGACAGCGGGCGUGUAAGCCUCUCCCUCCUUGGCAUGGUCGCCGAACGCAAGAAACGUUUCGAGCUAUAG